Charadrius vociferus (killdeer) is the source of this 1232-nucleotide messenger RNA. RefSeq names its product formimidoyltransferase-cyclodeaminase. Gene Ontology annotation, molecular function: transferase activity; folic acid binding. The transcript has 10 exons. The annotation marks the transcript as partial. Lineage: Eukaryota; Metazoa; Chordata; Aves; Charadriiformes; Charadriidae. The record is from RefSeq and is a predicted model, not a curated record.
AUGGCCAAGCUGGUGGAGUGCGUCCCCAACUUCUCAGAGGGGAAUAACAAGGAGGUGAUUGACGCGCUGGGGCAGGCAAUCUCCCGGACGCCGGGCUGCGUGCUGCUGGACGUGGAUGCCGGAGCCUCCACCAACCGCACAGUCUACACCUUUGUGGGGUCUCCCGAGGCUGUUGUUGAAGGGGCGCUGAGCGCAGCCCGCACGGCUGGGCAGCUCAUUGACAUGAGCCAGCACAAGGGUGAACAUCCUCGCAUGGGGGCCCUGGACGUCUGCCCCUUCGUGCCAGUGAUGAACAUCAGCAUGGAGGAGUGUGUCACCUGCGCCCACAUCUUCGGACAGCGCUUGGCAGCAGAGCUGGGUGUUCCUGUUUACCUGUAUGGAGAGGCGGCGCGGGAGGACAGCAGGAAAGCCCUGCCCACCAUCCGCGCUGGGGAAUAUGAGGCACUGCCUGAGAAGCUUGCAAAACCAGAGUGGGCUCCUGAUUUUGGGCCCCCAACCUUUGUACCCCGGUGGGGGGCAACGGUGACGGGUGCCCGGACUUUCCUUAUUGCGUACAACAUCAACCUGCUGUGCACCAAGGAGCAGGCUCACCGCAUUGCCCUCAACAUCCGUGAGCAGGGUCGCGGCGCUGAUCAGCCCGGGCGCUUGAAGAGGGUGCAGGGCAUCGGCUGGUAUUUGGAGGAAGAGAAUAUAGCUCAGGUUUCAACAAACCUGCUGGACUUUGAGACCACACCGCUCCAUGUUGUCUACGAGGAGGUCUGCCAAGAUGCGAAGGCACUGAACCUCCCCGUGGUGGGGUCCCAGCUGGUGGGACUUGUCCCCAAGAAGGCCAUGCUGGACACGGCUGAGUUUUACAUCAAGAAGGAAAAACUCUUCAUCCUGGAGGAGGAAGAGAAGAUCAGGCUGGUGGUCAGCCGUCUGGGCCUGGACUCCCUGUCUCCGUUUCACCCCCAGGAGCGCAUCAUCGAGUACCUGGUGCAGGCAGGAGAGGUGGAUGGGGGGCUGGUGGCCAAGCCACUGGUUGCCUUCGUGCGAGCAGUUGGUGGGAGGUCAGCAGCGCCAGGAGGAGGCUCUGUGUCUGCAGCUGCAGCUGCCCUGGGAGCCGCACUGGGCUGCAUGGUCGGGCUGAUGAGCUAUGGGAAGAAACAGUUUGAGGAGCUGGACCCCAUCAUGAGGAAGCUGAUCCCCCCCUUCCACCAGGGCAUGGAUGAGCUGGUGGCACUGGUGGAUGC